GCAUGCAUGAUUUUAAGCAGAUUUCACUUCAUUAUAUGUACAAAAUAACACUGAGGCGUAAUAAAUUAGUGGAAUGGUGUGACAACAAUGCUCUUGUGAUUAAUAUAAAAAAAUGGGAAAUUGUAUUUGGCUCAACAUCUGAUGCAUGUACAAAGCCUGUAGUUAGUUAUACAUAAUGAAAACAUCAGACAGGUGGAAAAGUGUAAGAGUUUAGGUGUAACAAUAGAUAACAGAUAGACCGGGGUUCUCAAAGUUUACAUUCAAAGGUCCGAAUCUGAAUUCUCAUCAACGUCAAAAGGUCUGAAAUAAUUAUUACAAAACUUGUUUUUAAUAAACAUGCUUAUAAAUUUAUAUAACAAUUCAACUUUAUAUGCUGAUGAUCAUAUUCUGUAUUAGAUGAAAUAUAAGUUAUCUAAAGCUGCAUUAGAUGUUGGUGUUUCUUAAAGGAAUAGUUCAUGAAUAGAAAACCAAAAAACUGAAAUUCUGUCAUCGUUUAAUCAUCCUUGGGUCAUUUUAAACUACUUUAAAGCACCAUAAAAGAUGUCCAUAUCUCUAAUCACAAUCAUGAAUGCUGUAAAUGCUGUGCAGCUGUUCAUUCUGGUUUGGACCUUUACUGCUGUCUGUCAAGACGAUAAAAAAAUCAGUGUAAGCUGCGAUGAUGUGACUGGAUUUGUGGGGAAAGAAGUAACUCUCACCUGCAGCGUCUCUCUGCAGAUCACUGAAUGCUGCAUUAUAAUGUAUAAGUUUCAAUACCCUGAGAUCUUUAAUGACUCUGCAAUCUGCUAUCAAGAUUUUCUUGUGAACUCCUGUGAACAGAGAAACAGUUUCACGUGCAGCUACACUCCAACUACAGCGAUGAGAGAACAAUUCAGAUUCUUUGUGCAAACAACGUGUGGACGGACCCCAUCAAAAUUCACUGUUGACAUAUCAGUUUCCACAGAAACAUCAGGAUCCUCUCCACCAGAGACAGCAGCAGGAUCCAAGGGUACUGUCAUCACUGUGGUUGUGGUUGGUUUCAUCAUCAUCAUCAUCAUCAUCAUGACGGCAAUCAUUUGCAAAACAAAACCAAACUUCACCAAACUUUGUAGAUGCCAGAACUGGAUGUUUUUGAAAGUCAGACAUGAUGAGGACAACAAUCGACCAGGAAUUGAGAUAUUAUAGCAUCGAGUUUUGUUCAUUGUGACUUUUCAUGUGGUGCUCAUGAAACACAAGCUUUAUUUGAACUCCACUAAACUCUACACCAUCUUAUAUCUCAGACUACUGAAUAUAUAAUUCUGGCUGUAGGUUUUAAACAGUUGUUUCUGUUUUAUAUUGAUUUCUGUGAAAUACAGCAUAUUAUUGAUCUGUUUGAUCAGAGUAUAUGACUUUAAUAAACUCAAACCUUUGUAAACUUUAAGAGGAAACAGUGAAACUCAAA
This is a messenger RNA of Cyprinus carpio (common carp), 1417 nucleotides long. RefSeq lists its product as uncharacterized. The record is from RefSeq and is a predicted model, not a curated record. The transcript is spliced from 4 exons. Lineage: Eukaryota; Metazoa; Chordata; Actinopteri; Cypriniformes; Cyprinidae. The coding region runs from base 541 to 1161 and encodes 206 amino acids.